Molecule: messenger RNA, 3095 nt
Organism: Linum tenue
Lineage: Eukaryota; Viridiplantae; Streptophyta; Magnoliopsida; Malpighiales; Linaceae
Source: the annotation of a GenBank genome assembly
GGGAGCUCCCAAUUCCCAGCUCGGCAGUUCCCAUUGAAAAGCUUUCCUUCCCCUUUUGCCUUUUCUGCAGUUAAAGCAACAACCACCGUAACCUACACCGCGAAGUUUUUCUCGUGUGGCCACCGCCAUUACCACAGAAACACUUUGUGUGGACAGCUGACGCCCAUAACCACUGGAAAAAUAUCGAAAAUUCCCCCUUAAGUUGAUUAUGGGCUGUGGGUCCCUUUCUCUAGUAUUAAGACAUAGAUAUGCUAUGAUGGUUUCUGGGAAUUCCUCUUGUUCUAGAACCCAUAACCUUCUUCUUCAAGUUCUCGUCUUUGCCUGCAACCUGUUUGAUGUUUUGCUCCUUCGGCGUUUCUUGUUGUUUUCCUCUGCGUUUGGUUGGAAGCAUAAUAAGCGUGAGUUUGAGAGUUUUCUAGUUUGGGAAUUUCUCGCUCUGGUGGGACUUUCUCAACACUGUUUUGAAGUUAAAGGGUCUCUUGAGCUCUCUAUGCUGCUUGCUUCGAUAUAGAAGAGCUCUAGCCUCUAGGCUUAUACCCAUGAAGAGGGUUGGUAGCUCUUUGUGAAUAGUUGCUUUUGCUUGGUCGACUCUGUUGAGAUAACUAGUAAAGGUAGUGAACUGCAACUGCUCUGGUUUACCUGUGAGCCAUGGCAUCAUUAUUGCUUAAAGCUUUCCCUGUAUCUCUUCCUUUCUUGAGAGCUCCAGAGAGCAGCAAGCCUCAGUUUCAAGUGAAGGUCCGGAGUUUAGACCGCGAUGAAGCAUCAUCGUCGACAGCAUUUUCAUCAGAUUCAGUGGUGUUGAAUGGAAGGAGUUUCACCAGAGGCAAAGAUGAGGUGGAGUCACUGUUCGAUGGUGGUGUUGAGCAGAAAGAGAAAAGCAUGUCUCCUUUGGUUGCUGAAGGGAAUGGGAGGUUGAGUUUUAGCAGUGGUGGUGAGAAAAGUAGAAGAAAAGGUGCUAUUUCAGAGGACAUGGAUGUGCUAUGGGAUGAUGGAUAUGGAACCAAGACUGUGAAAGACUAUCUUAUUGCAUCUAAAGAUAUGAUUAGGCAAGAUGGAGGGCCUCCUCGUUGGUUUUGUCCAGUUGAGUGUGGGCAACCGCUCGAAGAUUCUCCCGUUCUUCUUUUUCUGCCUGGGACCGAUGGUGUUGGCUUGGGACUUACGUUGCACCAUAAAGCACUUGGGAAGGUGUUUGAAGUUAGGUGCCUCCAUAUUCCAGUUUAUGACCGAACUCCAUUCCAAGGCCUGGUGAAAUUUGUGGAGGACACUCUGAAGUCUGAGCAUUCCUCAUCUCCAAACAGGCCAAUUUAUCUGGUAGGGGACUCAUUUGGAGGAUGUUUAGCUCUUGCUGUCGCCGCGAGGAAUCCUCAAAUAGACCUUGUAGUCAUAUUAGUCAAUCCAGCUACUUCAUUUACAAGGUCUCAGAUUCAACCUCUCCUUCCUGUCUUGGAGGCUAUGCCUAACGAAUUCCAUAGUGUGGUUCCCUAUCUUUUGAGCGGCAUCAUGGGUAAUCCAUUGAAAAUGGCAAUGGUUGGUUUGGAAGAUAGGCUUCCUCCAAGGGAGAAAAUUGAACAGUUGUCUGGAAAACUUACUUCGUUACUUGAUUACCUUUUUGUGUUAAGUGAAAUUAUUCCAAAGGAAACUCUUGUUUGGAAGUUGAAACUGAUACAGACAGGUUCCUCUUAUGCUAAUUCACGUCUGCAUGCUGUAAAAGCUGAAGUACUACUACUCGCCAGUGGCCAAGAUUUCAUGCUUCCUAGCAAGAAUGAAGCUCAGCGUCUUAAAAAAGGGUUGCAGAAUUGUCAAGUUCGUUACUUCAAGGACAAUGGGCAUACCCUUCUAUUGGAAGAAGGCCUCAGUUUGCUUACUAUCAUUAAGGGUGUAGGCAAAUAUCGUCGUUCACGGAAGGUUGACCUUGUCAUGGAUUAUGUCCCACCUAGCAAAUCAGAAUUUGAACGGAUAUUCUUCAAAGAUGGCAGGUUCAUGCAGGCAGUUACUGGAACUGUGAUGCUAUCAACAUUAGAAGAUGGAAGGAUAGUGAAAGGUCUAGCUGGGGUUCCAACACAAGGACCUGUGCUGUUAGUUGGGUACCAUAUGCUGAUGGGUGUAGAACUUCAUUCCCUUGUUGGGGAGUACUUGAAACAGAAGAACAUCCUCCUUCGCGGGAUAGCUCAUCCAGAAAUAUUCGGCGGCAGAUUCGAGUCCUCGUCCUCUGAGUUCAAUUUCCAGGACUGGAUUAAAGUGAUGGGUGGAGUGCCUGUUGCAGCAAGCAAUUUUUUCAAAUUGCUCUCAUCAAAAUCACAUGUUCUUCUUUAUCCUGGAGGUGCCCGCGAGGCUCUACAUUACAAGGGGGAAGCACACAAGCUGAUCUGGCCUGAACAACAGGAAUUCGUCAGGAUGGCUGCCAAGUUUGGAGCCACAAUUGUACCAUUUGGAGGCGUGGGAGAAGAUGAUCUAGUAGAGUUGGUUCUUGACUACAAAGACCUGAUGAACAUCCCUAUCCUGAACAACUACAUUAGAGACAUUGCUCGCAGUGCUCCGAGAGUGAGGGAUGAGACUAAAGGUGAAGUCGCCAACCAAGAACUUUUUGUUCCAGGGCUAUUGCCAAAGGUUCCUGGCCGAAUGUAUUUUCUCUUCGGGAAGCCCAUAGAGACUAAAGGAAGGGAAGACAUCCUCAGAAACAGAGAAGAUGCUCACCAGCUCUACUUGCAGAUAAAAUCUGACGUCGAAAUGAAUAUAGAUUACCUUUUGAAGAAGAGAGAGAAAGAUCCUUACCGGAAUGUUUUCGACAGGAUGGUUUAUCGUGCACUGUAUCCUUCUUUGCAGGAAGUUCCCACAUUCGAUCUCUAAGAAGAGAUAUUGGCAUUAAUUAAAGUAGUUGCUAGCUGCAAAUUCUGUCAUUAAUUCACAAAAAGUUGUCUGUAUAAAGAGGAGUAACAAGUAGGAUGCCAUUACUAGUUUCUGAUAUGUAAGCCUUGAGUUAGACAUCCAAAUGAAGUCAAUCAUGUGUCUCCUGUAAUGUCUCUAUCCAACAUUAUGGUUGAGUUUCACAGUUUGCAACUUACUAACAACUGAAUCUCUCCCUUGCAAAAUUUCCA